This is a messenger RNA of Centropristis striata (black sea bass), 1071 nucleotides long. Its product is annotated as odorant receptor 131-2-like. Gene Ontology annotation, cellular component: membrane. The coding region runs from base 37 to 915 and encodes 292 amino acids. Gene Ontology annotation, molecular function: G protein-coupled receptor activity. Lineage: Eukaryota; Metazoa; Chordata; Actinopteri; Perciformes; Serranidae. The transcript is spliced from 4 exons. The record is from RefSeq and is a predicted model, not a curated record. Gene Ontology annotation, biological process: G protein-coupled receptor signaling pathway.
AGCUUCUCUAAUGCUCUUACUAAGAACAUUGUGGCCAUGCUGGUGUGGCUGGCCCUCAGUGUCAUCAACGGUAGCAUGGUGCACACCUUCCUACGACACAGUCUCUUCUAUGAGAACCCGCGGUACAUCAUGUUUAUCUACAUGGUGAUCAACGACGCUCUGCAGCUCAGCCUUGUAACGGCUCUCUACGUGGUCAGCUAUAUCUUCAGGAAGAUCCACACCUCUGUCUGCUGCUUUCUGAUCAUGACAGCAGUCCUGACCACCCGCUCCACCCCUCUCAUCCUGGCCGGCAUGGCCUUGGAGCGUUACAUCUCCAUCUGCUUCCCGUUGCACUACAGCCAGAUGUGCACAGUCCCACGUACCCUCCUCCUCGUCUGUGUCAUCCUCAUCCUCACCGCUGCCCCACCCGUCACCGACCUCCUCAUCACCAUCGUCCACCAGCCUCUGCACUACUUCCACACAACCAUUUUCUGCGACCACCCAUUUCUCUUUCGCCACCAGUCCAUCUACUACAAGAACUGCGUGUUUGACGGCGUGUACCUGUCCUUUGUGGCGCUGACGCUGCUCUACACGUACUGUAAGAUCAUGCUGACGGCACAAGCCGUCUCAAUGGGCCUGGCCUCAGUGAAGAAAGCCAGGAACACGGUGCUGCUUCACGGGGUGCAGCUGCUGCUGUGCAUGCUUGCCUUUGUGGUUCCUUCCCUUCAGGCCGCUCUCAUCUCACUGUUCCCUCGCUUCAGUCUGGAGAUCCGUUACAUCUUCUUCCUGGUUGUCUACAUCAUCCCCCGGUUUAUGAGCCCCAUCAUCUACGGUUUUCGGGACGAGCUGUUCAGGAAGUACUGGACCCGAUACCUGGCCUGUCAAGGCCAAAGGGUCGUCAGGGUCAGACCGGUGUUGCAGAAAGUGAACCUGUAGGUCAAACAACCACAACUGAAUGUCAUUCUGCUGCAGCAGAACUCCUGGUUCAACUGUAAUUCCUCAAUUUUUUAAGCUCUGUUGUGUUCAUUUGGUUUGCAUUUACGGCCUCUUGUCUGAGGUCACAAGUGUUGGACAUAAAGUCACCAAGACAUA